UCUGGUGGUGCAGAGAAGAAUCCUGCAGGUCUCUGCUUCCCUGGAGCAGCUGCUGACAGAGCUGGACGACUUCCUCAAGGUUCUAGACCAGGAGAACCUGAGCAGUGCGGCCGUGGUGAAGAAGAGCGGCUUGUCGGAGCUCCUGCGACUUUACACCAAGAGCAGCAGUUCUGAUGAGGAAUAUAUUUACAUGAACAAAGUGGCAGUCAACAAGGAACAGAACCCAGCAUCUCCAGACAAAGUUCCCGAGGAGCAGCAGGGUCCACUGACCAAUGGGGAGCCCAGCCAGCACACCUCAGCCCCUCAGAAGAGCCUUCCAGACCUCCCUCCACCCAAGAUGAUUCCAGAGAGGAAACAGCCUACCAUUCCAAAGAUCGAGUCUCCCGAGGGCUACUAUGAGGAGGCUGAACCAUUUGACACAUCCAUCAACGGUCAUCAUGGAGCACAUCUCCCCAGUGGAGUCCCCAGAUGGGCACAGUUGCCUGAAGGAGUCCUUUACGCCACGAUCACCUUGGAGGACGGAGAGGCUGUGAGCAGCUCCUAUGAGUCCUACGACGAGGAGGAGAGCAGCAAAGGCAAGACAGCCCCCUACCAGUGGCCCUCGCCUGAGGCCAGCAUUGAGCUGAUGCGUGACGCCCGCAUCUGCGCCUUCCUGUGGCGCAAGAAGUGGUUAGGCCAGUGGGCCAAGCAGCUCUGUGUGAUCAGGGACACCAGGCUUUUGUGCUACAAAUCGUCCAAAGACCACAGUCCUCAGCUGGAUGUGAACCUGCUGGGCAGCAGCGUCGUGCACAAGGAGAAACAAGUGCGGAAGAAAGAGCACAAGCUCAAGAUCAUGCCGAUGAAUGCCGAUGUGAUCGUGCUGGGCCUGCAGAGCAAGGACCAGGCUGAGCAGUGGCUUCGGGUCAUCCAGGAGGUGAGUGGCCUGCCUUCUGAAGGAGCCUCGGAGGGAAACCAGUACACACCAGAUGCCCAGCGCCUGAACUGUCAGAAACCAGACAUAGCUGAGAAGUACAUGUCAUCGUCGGAGUACGGGAUCACCAUCAAUGGCCACCCUGAGAUCCCAGAGACCAGAGACGUCAAGAAGAAAUGUUCUGCUGGACUCAAGCUGAGCAACCUUAUGAACCUGGGCAGGAAGAAAUCUACCUCACUGGAGCCCCCGGACAGAUCCCUCGAGACAUCCAGCUACCUGAACGUGCUGGUGAACAGUCAGUGGAAGUCACGCUGGUGCUUUGUUAGAGACAGCCACCUGCACUUUUACCAGGACCGGAACCGGGGCAAGAUGGCCCAGCAGCCCCUCAGCCUGGUGGGUUGUGACGUGCUUCCGGAUCCCAGCCCUGACCACCUGUACUCCUUCCGUAUCCUCCACAAUGGCGAGGAGCUGGCCAAGCUUGAGGCCAAGUCAUCAGAGGAGAUGGGUCACUGGCUAGGCCUCCUGCUCUCAGAGUCCGGCUCCAAGACAGACCCGGAAGAGCUCACCUAUGACUAUGUGGAUGCUGAAAGGGUUUCCUGCAUUGUCAGUGCAGCCAAAACCUCUCUCUUACUGAUGCAGAGGAAGUUCUCAGAGCCCAACACAUACAUUGAUGGCCUGCCCAGCCGGGACUGCCAGGAAGAGCUGUAUGAUGAUGUGGAGAUGUCAGAGCUGAUGGCGGCGGUGGAGCCUGCUGAGGAAGCCACCCCUGCUGUGGAUGCCACCCCUGCUGUGGAUGCCAACAGUGGCAGUGACUUAGACCGAGUAUACCUGGAUCUCACACCUGUCAAGUCCUUCCUGCAUAAUACCAGUGAGGUCCAGGUGCAGGCCUCUCUCCCAGCGGUGCAACAUCUGGAUGACGUAGCUGAGACCCUCACAGUAGACCCAAAGCCAGGCACCACCCCAGAGGAGCCCUGCACAGAGUCUCCAGGAGGCCAGGAGACGCAGCAGAGGCAGCCAGAAGGUCAAGAGCCUUCGGAGCCCAUCGAGCCCACCCCGAGAGUCACCACGGUUAAGCUGCAGGCCGAGCAGCAGAGAAUCUCCUUCCCAGCCAACUGCCCGGACACCAUGGCUUCUGUCCCCAUCAGUGCCAGCCCACCUGUGAAGGACAAGCUGAGGGUGACCAGUGCAGAGAUCAAACUUGGGAAGAACCGGACAGAGGCGGAAGUGAAGCGGUACACAGAGGAGAAGAGGAGGCUGGAGAGGAGUAAGGAGGAGAUUCGAGGGCACCUGGCUCAGCUCCGCAGGGAGAAGAGGGAGCUCAAGGAGACCCUGUUAAGAUGCACAGAUAAGGGAGUUGUGGCCAAGCUGGAGCAGGCGUUGAAGAGAAUAGAUGAGGAAUGCCGGCUGGAGGAGAGCAGGCGCGUGGACCUCGAGCUCAGCAUCGUGGAGGUGAAGGACAACCUGAAGAAGGCAGAGGCUGGGCCCGUGACCCUGGGCACCACUGUGGAUACCACCCACCUGGACAACAUGAGCCCUCGUCCACAGCCCAAAGCUGCCACCCCCACCUCCACUCCAGACUCUACGCCAGUCAACUCUGCAUCCGUGCUUAAGAACAGGCCUCUUUCCGUCAUGGUCACAGGCAAAGGCACUGUCCUGCAGAAAGCGAAGGAAUGGGAGAAGAAAGGAGCCAGUUAGGAAACAAGAUUUGCCUAAAGACUCUUAUAAGAUCAUGGAUCUUGCUGACAAUCCUGCUCCGGUCAAGUCUUCCAUAAAACAGCAGCAACUCUGAGGAAAGGUGAGUCUGUUUACAAGAAAGAGCAAGGGACGAGAUGCUCGCAGCUUCGGUUAAGAGAAGGCCCUGUCCCCUCUUCAAGCCAAAGGGAACACAGUGGCGGCGGCAUUGGUGGCGUCUCCGGAGACGAAAUCUACUGGCUGUCCAUGAGACGACGUACUUCCCUUUUUCUUUCCUAAGAUUUCAUCCAUCACUCAACUGCUUUAUCAAGACUUUUUUUAGGUAGUGAAAAAAUGGCCACAUCGCUUUUGGUUAGGAGGAGAAUCUAAAUUUCUGACCCCUUCUCUCUUAUCCCGUACUUGGCAAUGCUAAGGUUUAAAUCAUGCGUUGCCCCCGUGUCUGUCCUCCAUAUUUGGGGGGCUCAACGUGGCCUUUGACGAUCUUAAAAGAACAUUAGAACCCUGGAAUCAGUAGCAGAGGGACAUACUGGGAACCGAGCUAAGGGACUGUCGCCCCCUAGGGGUCACUAAGGACUCCGCCCCAGUCCAGACAAACUUUCAAACUAUGCUGUAUUAUAUAGGAGGAAAAAUCCUGUGUUUACAGACUCUGUCCUGUGGCCAGGCUGCUUUUAAGAAAAGAGUUAAUUACCUCUUCAUUACCACGUUAAAGGUGUUUUAAAUUUCUGGUCCCCUUGCAAGGAAAACAGCCGUGAAUUAGAGUAGCUUUUCUUGUCUGUCAGAUUGGCAGCCAGUGCUGUCUUCACACGCUGUCUCCCGUGACAGCAUUAACUUGUGUUGAUACAUUUCAUCUGUUACCUGCCCCAUCUCUGAGCAGUUGGAACCAGUUAUCUCACACUGGUUUCUGAAGGCUAAAUGUUUUUACACGUAUAUUAUUGUCUUUCUAAUCCCAGGGCAUUUUAUUUUCUGUAUCAUAAACACUUGGUGACCUUUAUCAAGUGGCGAGUUAGACUUUUUUUUUUUUUUUUUUAAAUAAAAUGUUCAUUGUA
This is a messenger RNA of Rattus rattus (black rat), 3648 nucleotides long. It is a transcript of the gene Afap1l2, whose product is annotated as actin filament associated protein 1 like 2. The transcript is spliced from 20 exons. Gene Ontology annotation, cellular component: cytosol. Gene Ontology annotation, biological process: positive regulation of epidermal growth factor receptor signaling pathway; positive regulation of interleukin-8 production; positive regulation of DNA-templated transcription. Lineage: Eukaryota; Metazoa; Chordata; Mammalia; Rodentia; Muridae. The record is from RefSeq and is a predicted model, not a curated record. Gene Ontology annotation, molecular function: SH3 domain binding; SH2 domain binding. The coding region runs from base 191 to 2605 and encodes 804 amino acids.